GUAGAAAUUAUAGAUUUUUUAUCAAAACUAAAUAAAAUUUUAUGCAAUAUUGAACAACUACCAAUUCCUGUUAUCGCCGCUUUAGAUGGCAUUGCCCUGGGUGGUGGCCUAGAAAUGUCGUUAUCUUGUGAUAUUAGAGUGGCCUCAAAGAGUACAAAAAUUGGUUUGGUUGAAACCAAACUGGGUAUCAUUCCGGGGGCAGGGGGUACUCAAAGGCUCUCUAGGAUAGUUGGUCCUGCUGUUGCCAAAGAACUUAUUUAUACAGGAAGGAUUGUAGAUGGGACACAAGCGUAUAAUUUAGGCAUUGUAAAUCAUAUCGUUGAUCAAAACGAAAAUGAAGAUGCCGCGUAUCAAAAAUCUCUACAAAUAGCAAAUGAAAUUGCCUCUAAUGGUCCAAUAGCUGUUAAAUUGGCAAAACGUGCGAUAAAUAUCGGCUUACAAGUUGACUUGAGUUCAGGUUUGGAAAUUGAAAAGGCUCUUUAUGCUCAAUUGUUACCCACGAAGGAUAGGAUUGAAGGAUACUCCGCAUUUUUGGAAAAGAGACAACCGAAAUAUACUGGGGAAUAAAAAAUUUUAAAUUCGGAA
Messenger RNA from Agrilus planipennis (emerald ash borer), 585 nucleotides. RefSeq names its product methylglutaconyl-CoA hydratase, mitochondrial. Gene Ontology annotation, cellular component: mitochondrion. The transcript has 3 exons. Gene Ontology annotation, biological process: fatty acid beta-oxidation. NCBI's taxonomy places the organism in Eukaryota, Metazoa, Arthropoda, Insecta, Coleoptera, Buprestidae. The annotation marks the transcript as partial. The record is from RefSeq and is a predicted model, not a curated record. Gene Ontology annotation, molecular function: enoyl-CoA hydratase activity.